AUGAGGAUCAACGAGCCGCGGAUAUUUCCGCGGACUUUGGAGGUUAUCUGCAUCGUCGUCGUGUAUCGCCGUCGUCGCGUGGGAGAGAGACAGAAGUUCCAGAAGUGGAGCACCAAGACCCAGCCCUUGCGGAUCCCCCAGGGUGUCAACAGUCAGGGUACAGUACAGCCCUCGUAG
Anthostomella pinea is the source of this 177-nucleotide messenger RNA. The record is from the annotation of a GenBank genome assembly. Lineage: Eukaryota; Fungi; Ascomycota; Sordariomycetes; Xylariales; Xylariaceae.